Molecule: messenger RNA, 4664 nt
Organism: Equus caballus (horse)
Lineage: Eukaryota; Metazoa; Chordata; Mammalia; Perissodactyla; Equidae
Source: RefSeq, a predicted model, not a curated record
AUUCUAGAAGCACGCUCUUUUCUCCCUGCGCCUGCGUCGCAGCAAACAGCUCUAAGGUGCAGUUGCCAAGCCUUCAAAGGCCGCAGGACCUUCCCGGGUGCCUCCCCUCGAGGCCCCGCAGACCCCUAGCUGCCGGGGGUUCAAGCUCCAGUCGCUGGCCGAGGCCGGGCACCCACCCGGGAACGCAGCGACCUUCCCGGGAGAGCGGCGCCCGCGGGACCUCCCCCAGGGCUUGCAGGGCGGGGUGGCCUCUGCCCACAACGUCCAUCCGAGAGGCCAGAGGCCGCUGAGCUUUAGGGUUCAAGUGCGAGGACCAGCUCCGGCUGCCAGCGGUCCUGGAGCGGUGCCCCUCGGGGGUCGCGCAAGGAGCCUGGGAGGCACCAGCCCGCCUGGCUGACCAUCCAUUAUCAGAUUAGGACCGUUGCUGAAAACAAUGGUUAUUUCAAGCUGAGAACUGGUCCCUGAGAAAAUCGAGUGUUAUUUAAAGAGAGAUGUCUGGGACAAAAUUUACAGCUUGCGUCCUGGGGGAAGUUAUUUGUGGGGAGUUCUGCGUCCCGGUUUGAAAUGUACACUUAAGACAGUGUAGGAAGCCGGUGUUUUGAAGGUAGUGCAAGCGCACCAGUAGGGGUGUGAAGCAGCGUCAAACGAUUGCCCAAGGAAAAAAUAUUGUUUGUGACCCUUGCUAAAUCAAUUAUCAAUGAAAGGGAAGAGAGAAAAGAGUAAACCAUAUAAGAAGAAAUGAGCCUUUCAUUCUGUGGUAACAACAUUUCUUCAUAUAAUAUCUAUGAUGGCGUGUUACAAAACCCCUGCUUUGUGGAUGCCCUCAACCUGGUCCCUCAUGUCUUUCUGUUGUUUAUCACUUUUCCAAUAUUGUUUAUUGGGUGGGGGAGUCAAAGCUCAAAAGUGCAAAUUCAUCACAACACAUGGCUUCAUUUUCCUGGACAUAACCUGAGAUGGAUUCUCACAUUUGCGCUCCUAUUUGUGCAUGUUUGUGAAAUAGCAGAAGGCAUUGUUUCAGAUUCACGGCGGGAGUCGCGGCAUCUCCACCUGUUCAUGCCAGCUGUGAUGGGAUUUGUGGCCACUACAACAUCAAUAGUAUAUUAUCAUAAUAUUGAAACAUCAAAUUUUCCUAAGUUACUUUUAGCUCUAUUCCUGUAUUGGGUAAUGGCCUUUAUUACAAAAACCAUAAAAUUGGUCAAGUACUGGCAGUCUGGUUGGGGAGUAUCAGACCUGCGUUUCUGCAUCACAGGCAUAAUGGUCAUCUUGAAUGGACUCCUGAUGGCUGUGGAGAUCAAUGUCAUUCGGGUCAGAAGGUAUGUAUUCUUCAUGAAUCCUCAGAAAGUAAAGCCUCCUGAAGACCUCCAGGACCUGGGUGUGAGAUUUCUUCAACCAUUUGUGAAUUUACUGUCAAAAGCAACGUACUGGUGGAUGAACACGCUUAUCAUAUCCGCUCAUAAAAAGCCUAUUGAUCUGAAGGCAAUUGGAAAAUUACCAAUAGCAAUGAGGGCAGUAACAAACUAUGUGUGCCUGAAAGAGGCAUAUGAAGAACAAAAGAAAAAAGUAGCAGAUUAUCCAAAUCGGACUCCAUCUAUAUGGCUAGCAAUGUACAGAGCUUUUGGGCGACCAAUUCUCCUUAGUAGCACAUUUCGUUACCUUGCUGACUUACUGGGUUUUGCUGGACCUCUCUGCAUUUCUGGAAUAGUUCAGCGUGUGAAUGAAACCCAGAAUGGGACAAAUAACACAACAGGAACUUCAGAAACCCUCUCAUCAAAGGAAUUUCUUGAAAAUUCUUAUGUUCUAGCGGUUCUUCUCUUCUUGGCUCUCAUUCUGCAAAGGACAUUUUUACAGGCUUCUUACUAUGUAACCAUAGAGACCGGCAUUAACCUCCGUGGAGCUCUCCUGGCCAUGAUAUACAAUAAAAUCCUUAGGCUCUCUACGUCUAAUCUAUCCAUGGGUGAGAUGACCCUGGGACAGAUCAAUAACUUGGUUGCUAUUGAGACCAAUCAACUCAUGUGGUUCUUGUUCCUGUGUCCCAACCUAUGGGCUAUGCCUGUUCAGAUCAUAAUGGGAGUGAUUCUACUCUAUAAUUUACUUGGAUCGAGCGCAUUGGUUGGUGCAGCUGUCAUUGUGCUCCUGGCGCCAAUUCAGUACUUCAUCGCUACGAAGUUGGCAGAGGCUCAGAAGAGUACUCUUGAUUAUUCCACUGAGAGACUGAAGAAAACAAAUGAAAUAUUGAAAGGCAUCAAACUUUUAAAGUUGUAUGCUUGGGAGCACAUUUUCUGCAAAAGUGUGGAAGAAACAAGAAUGAAAGAAUUAUCCAGUCUCAAAACCUUUGCACUUUAUACAUCACUCUCCAUCUUCAUGAACGCAGCAAUUCCCAUAGCAGCUGUUCUUGCUACAUUUGUGACCCAUGCGUAUGCUAGCGGGAACAAUCUAAAACCUGCAGAGGCCUUUGCUUCACUGUCUCUCUUUCAUAUCCUCGUCACUCCACUGUUCCUGCUCUCCACGGUGGUCAGAUUUGCGGUCAAAGCCAUCAUAAGUGUUCAAAAGCUAAAUGAGUUUCUGCUGAGUGAUGAGAUUGGCGAGGACAGCUGGCGAACUGGUGAAAGUUCUCUUCCUUUUGAGUCGUGUAAGAAACACACUGGAGUUCAGCCGAAAACUAUAAACAGGAAGCAGCCUGGAAGAUAUCACCUGGACAGCUAUGAGCAGUCAACACGACGUCUACGUCCUGUAGAGACUGAGGAUAUUGCAAUAAAGGUCACAAAUGGGUACUUUUCAUGGGGAAGUGGUUUAGCUACAUUAUCCAAUAUAGAUAUUCGAAUUCCAACAGGCCAGUUAACCAUGGUGGUGGGCCAAGUGGGUUGUGGGAAGUCAUCUCUUCUCCUUGCCAUCCUCGGUGAGAUGCAGACUCUGGAAGGAAAAGUUCACUGGAGCAAUGUUAAUGAAUCUGAACCUUCUUUUGAAGCAACCAGAAGUAGGAACAGGUAUUCUGUGGCUUAUGCAGCUCAAAAGCCUUGGCUAUUAAAUGCUACGGUAGAAGAAAAUAUUACCUUUGGAAGUCCUUUCAACAAACAAAGGUACAAAGCUGUCACAGAUGCCUGCUCUCUUCAGCCGGAUAUUGACUUACUACCAUUUGGAGACCAGACUGAAAUUGGAGAGAGGGGCAUCAACCUGAGUGGAGGUCAGAGGCAAAGAAUCUGUGUGGCACGAGCUCUCUAUCAAAAUACCAACAUUGUCUUGUUGGAUGAUCCGUUCUCUGCCCUGGACAUUCACUUGAGUGACCACUUGAUGCAGGAAGGGAUUUUAAAAUUUCUCCAAGAUGACAAAAGGACACUCGUUCUAGUGACCCACAAAUUACAGUAUCUAACACAUGCUGACUGGAUCAUAGCCAUGAAAGAUGGAACUGUCCUAAGAGAAGGGACUUUGAAGGACAUUCAAACAAAAGACGUUGAGCUUUAUGAACACUGGAAAACACUUAUGAAUCGGCAAGAUCAAGAAUUAGAAAAGGAUAUGGAAGCCGACCAAACAACUUUAGAGAGGAAAACUCUCCGAAGAGCCAUGUAUUCAAGGGAGGCUAAAGCCCAACUGGAGGAUGAAGAUGAAGAGGAAGAGGAGGAAGAAGAUGAGGAUGAUAACAUGUCCACUGUAAUGAGGCUCAGGACUAAAAUGCCGUGGAGAACCUGCUGGCGGUACCUCACUUCUGGAGGAUUCUUCUUGCUCUUCCUGAUGAUUUUCUCUAAGCUUUUGAAGCAUUCAGUCAUUGUAGCUAUAGACUAUUGGCUGGCCACAUGGACCUCGGAGUACAGUAUAAACAAUACCGGAAAAGCUGAUCAGACCUACUACGUGGCUGGAUUUAGCAUACUUUGUGGAGCAGGUAUUUUCCUCUGCCUGGUUACAUCUCUCACUGUAGAAUGGAUGGGUCUCACAGCUGCCAAAAAUCUUCAUCACAAUCUCCUCAAUAAGAUAAUUCUUGGACCGAUAAGAUUCUUCGAUACCACACCCCUGGGACUGAUUCUCAAUCGCUUUUCAGCUGAUACAAAUAUCAUUGAUCAGCACAUCCCUCCAACUUUGGAAUCUCUAACUCGCUCAACACUGCUCUGCCUGUCUGCCAUUGGCAUGAUUUCCUAUGCUACCCCUGUGUUCCUGGUUGCUCUUGUGCCUCUUGGGGUCGCCUUUUAUUUUAUCCAGAAAUACUUCCGAGUGGCCUCUAAGGACCUCCAGGAACUUGACGAUACCACCCAGCUCCCUCUGCUUUGCCACUUCUCAGAAACAGCUGAAGGGCUCACCACCAUUCGGGCAUUUAGGCAUGAAACCAGAUUUAAGCAACGUAUGCUGGAACUGACAGACACAAACAACAUUGCCUACUUAUUUCUCUCAGCUGCCAACAGAUGGCUAGAGGUCAGAACGGUACGUUCAUCUCAUGAUUUCGAAAUGGAAGCCCAACAGAAAGGAGGCCUGGUGCAAAGAGGGAGCCAGUUGUAAAAAUUAGUCUUCCACUGAGAUUCACAUUUUCUGGACUUUAAAAUAGCUCAGGUUUGUUUAUCUUACAGAUGAAAUUUGUUGUAAUGUUUUAGCUAAUGGCAACACAAAUAGCCCAAACAGCAAAAAUUCAUUUCAUGUUCAUUAGUCUCUAGAUUACAUAAGUUAAUGGAAUGGCAAAUAUU